AGAAAAAACUUCAUCUCUCCAAUUGUGUAGCCAUUCAUAGCUUAGCUCACAUGUACACCCUAAGCCAGCUUGCUCUGAAAGCUGCUGAUAUGAUACGGAGAAAUUUCCACAAAGUAAUUCAGGAUGAAGAAUUUUAUACUUUACCUUUCCAUCUCAUUCGAGACUGGCUUUCAGACUUGGAAAUCACGGUUGAUUCUGAAGAGGUUCUCUUUGAAACAGUUUUGAAGUGGGUUCAGAGAAAUGCUGAAGAGAGAGAGAGAUACUUUGAAGAACUUUUUAAAUUGCUCAGGUUGUCCCAGAUGAAACCUACCUACCUUACGCGGCAUGUCAAACCAGAGAGACUGGUAGCCAAUAAUGAAGUUUGUGUCAAGUUGGUGGCUGAUGCAGUGGAGAGGCAUGCCCUGAGAGCUGAGAAUAUACAAUCUGCCACCUUCCAGCACCCUGCUUCUCAUGUCUCAUUAUUACCUCGUUUUGGGCAAAACAUGGACGUGAUCAUGGUUAUUGGGGGUGUGUCAGAAGGAGGGGACUAUUUAAGUGAAUGUGUGGGGUAUUUUGUUGAUGAAGACAGAUGGGUAAACCUGCCCCAUAUUCAUAAUCACCUUGAUGGACAUGCUGUUGCAGUAACAGAAUCCUAUGUGUAUGUUGCUGGAUCGAUGGAACCAGGGUUUGCUAAAACUGUAGAAAGGUAUAACCCAAAUUUGAAUACGUGGGAACAUGUUUGUAGUCUGAUGACAAGAAAGCAUUCUUUUGGACUGACAGAAGUCAAAGGGAAGCUCUAUAGCAUUGGAGGACAUGGCAACUUUAGUCCUGGCUUUAAAGAUGUGACUGUUUAUAAUCCUGAGCUUGAUAAAUGGCACAACUUGGAAUCAGCACCAAAGAUUCUUCGAGAUGUCAAAGCACUAGCCAUUGAAGACCGCUUUGUGUACAUUGCUGCCCGCACUCCUGUGGACCGGGACACUGAAGAUGGAUUAAAGGCUGUAAUUACUUGCUAUGAUACAGAGACUCGACAGUGGCAAGAUGUAGAGUCUUUGCCACUCAUUGACAAUUACUGCUUUUUCCAAAUGUCGGUGGUCAAUUCAAACUUUUAUCAGACAGCAUCAUGCUGUCCCAAGAGUUAUUCUUUAGAAAAUGAAGAGGCAGUAAGAAAAAUUGCCAGUCAAGUGUCUGAUGAGAUCCUUGAAAGCCUGCCUCCAGAAGUCCUUAGCAUCGAAGGAGCAGCCAUUUGCUAUUACAAAGAUGACGUCUUCAUUAUUGGAGGCUGGAAAAACAGUGAUGAUAUUGACAAACAGUACCGGAAAGAAGCCUAUCGAUACUGUGCUGAGAGAAAGAGGUGGAUGCUUCUUCCUCCCAUGCCGCAGCCUCGUUGUAGAGCCACUGCUUGUCAUGUGAGGAUCCCAUACCGGUACUUGCAUGGCACACAGAGAUAUCCUAUGCCUCAAAACCUAAUGUGGCAGAAAGACCGCAUCAGACAGAUGCAAGAAAUACAUCGGCACGCCCUAAACAUGAGGAGAGUCCCAAGCUCUCAGAUCGAAUGCUAGGUUCUGUAUACAUGCAGCUUAAGACUGUUAUACCUGUCUCGUGAAGUGGAAGAUACAUAGACUGUUACUUGAAAAGUAUGUUGAUAACUUAUUUUCUACCUGAACUGAUUAUUACCUACCCUCAAAAAGGAAGUAUAGUUAAAAACUGAAGAAUGGGAAACUCAGUUCAAUAUGUGAUAAUUUUUGUUAGUUUGCAGUCGUUAUCUGUCUUUGGUUUGUGUGUAUGUGCUAGCUAAAUAAGAUCUUAUUAAAGACAAGUGGAAAAUCAGAUGUAGUUACUUGGCUGUUUCUCUGCCAAUAAGAUAUAACUCCUUUGUCUUGGGGACUUAGGUUUUGAACAUGCUUUAAGCACCAAUUUUAUUUGCACAUAAACUUUGAUAUUCUUUUUUGUUUUUUCCAGAAUGGUUGGUUUUGGCAAAGUCAGAAUUUAUGCAUCGAGCCCUUAUCUGCAGGAGGCAUGUGCAAUAGUGAGACUAAAAUUUGAAGGAAAAUGAACAAUAUUUUCAGCAAGGAGAUUUCAGAAUGUUCACAUUGAUAUUUUGCCGUAUUUAUCUGGAGAUGAUAUUUUCAUUUCUAGAAUAGGUGACUGAUGAGAAAUUUGUGAUUGGCUCACGCAUUUUUGCAAUAUUUUUCAUUUCUUUAGCAGCUGUUUAUAGAAUUUAAGCCAUCACUCUGAGAUGAUGGUAGUUGGCAAAAGUGUCUUUAACUGAUUAAAUACAGAGGAAGUUACAUAUAUGAAAUUUGUUUCUCUAAGAAGAACAGUAUUAUCAGUGUAGACUGAGAAAUCAAAGGCAAACACUUUUUUCAGGAGUUGCAGGCUUAUUUGAGGAUAUGUUAAUGAGUGUAAAUAAUGCCUAUGACAAUCGACACUCAAUGCCUUCAGUUUUAAUUUUUGCUCUAAUGCAUAUUGUGUGGUCUUCAUCAUUCCUUUCUGUAAGAAACAUUUUUUUUCCCAAAUGGGAAGGAAUUAAUCUUAGAGAAAUGUUGCUAAAGAGAAGCCUUACCAUUUCUGGCCCUGAUUCUUGUAGUCUAUCCAAUUUGCCCUAGCAUUUUAUUGGAACUUUUCCUGAGACUAGAAUACCAAAUUUGGGUGCAUAAUUUUGACUUAAAGAUUUAUCACUACAGGUAUAUCGUAUUGAUUUUUAAGCAUUCUUCUAAUUCUCUUACACAUUCCUAAGCUUUAUACAAGUUAGAACUCAGGUUUACUCUUUUAACAUUAACACAAAGGACUCCUGUUCUAACGGUUUGUAAUGUUUGUCCAGUAUACCUUUCUUGUUUUCUUAAGGAAUGUGUUUACCUUCUUAGACAUUCCAGAAUACCAUUCAAGAGGUCAGAUUCCAAGUGCAGUGUUUUUGUUUCUUUUUUUUCCCCUAGUAAAUUAAACUUAACCUUCUUGUUAGUUGCAUGAUCAAACAUUACAAGAAAAAACAC
This is a messenger RNA of Otolemur garnettii (small-eared galago), 2969 nucleotides long. RefSeq names its product kelch-like protein 11. Gene Ontology annotation, molecular function: protein binding. Lineage: Eukaryota; Metazoa; Chordata; Mammalia; Primates; Galagidae. The transcript has a single exon. The record is from RefSeq and is a predicted model, not a curated record. Bases 51 to 1538 code for a protein of 495 amino acids.